Messenger RNA from Mastomys coucha (southern multimammate mouse), 1148 nucleotides. RefSeq names its product pregnancy-specific beta-1-glycoprotein 6-like. The record is from RefSeq and is a predicted model, not a curated record. The transcript is spliced from 5 exons. The coding region runs from base 156 to 1001 and encodes 281 amino acids. NCBI's taxonomy places the organism in Eukaryota, Metazoa, Chordata, Mammalia, Rodentia, Muridae.
AAGAGGCUGAGGCGAGACUCUGAGCAGGAGGUGGGGCCAGGGCAGAGACCCGGUCUGCUGAGGAAGAGUGUGGCUGGGGCCCCAUAAAAGACCCUGCGGGUCCUCGAGGUUCUUCUACCCAGAAUUUCCUGAGAAGUCCAAGGAGAGAGGACGACAUGAACUGUCUUCAGGACACAGUCCGAGGCCUCACUCCUGCCUGGGAGACGCUUCUACUAACAGGUGCCCUGUUCUUCUCCUGCACCUGCUCAGCCAUCUCCAAGCUGCCCCAAAUGGAAGGAGCUGGCACCCACCUGCCUGUACCCAGAACCCUUGAGGGAGAUCUCAGCACUUCUUUCUUCCGAGAGUUUGAAGCCCAGCCGGCAGCUACAUCCUCUCCUGAGGGCCUCCCAGGACUUCCUCGUACUAGCCAUGAGGUGCUGCACACUGAUGGUAGCUCGGUCAUCAAGGAUGUGUCAGCUCAAAACUCAGACGGCCACGCCGAGGUUCCAGACGCCAUCGGGUCCCAAAGGAAUCUGACAGAACACAUUCAAGUCAAGUACAACCCCAACCUGAUCCCACUGCUGACCUUCCCGAAUUCUGUCAAGGGCAUAAUCUACAGUGACCUUAACUACUCUGUGAUCCUGCGGUUCACGGCGGGCAUGGACCCAGAGCCUGUGCUGACCUGGACCUUUAAUGGGAAGCCAUGCGGAAGUGGGGAGAGGCUGUUUAUCCGGCGACUGUCCCCAAAUCAGCUGGGCACAUACCUGUGCAUAGCCAGGAACGGAGUACAAGAGCUGGUAUCUGAGUCGGUGACUGUCUCAUUGAGCUCUGAAGCCACCGUGGCUCCCACGAAACCAGUUCCCACAUUCGCCUAUCCCAUGAAGCCGGAUGACUACAUGUCACUCUCAGGAGGAUCUGCCAUAGCCCUCGUCGUUAUGGCCACCCUGGGAGGCCUAGCCCUGAUGGGAGCUGUCUGCUUCGGUUUAGUGCUGGGAGUUAAGGAAUGUGCAGCGAAGCCAUGAGCACAUGAAUCUCUACCUAAAGCCAAUCCCAGGACAUAGGUCUCAGGACAGGACAACAUGGCCCUUGUCGAGCUCCUCCUCCUUCCCAUUUGUCUCCAAGAUGUCCCCAGCUAAAUAAAGCCUUUUCUGUCCUCCUGACGGCCACCA